Molecule: messenger RNA, 1746 nt
Organism: Caenorhabditis elegans
Lineage: Eukaryota; Metazoa; Nematoda; Chromadorea; Rhabditida; Rhabditidae
Gene: otpl-6
Product: OToPetrin-Like
Exons: 10
Coding region: 1-1746 (581 amino acids)
Biological process (GO): proton transmembrane transport
Cellular component (GO): membrane; plasma membrane
Molecular function (GO): proton channel activity
Source: RefSeq, marked reviewed
AUGGCAGACAAAGAAAGACUUCGCUUGAAAACAUCAAUUGAAUCUACAUCCAGCGAUGUUACUGUCCUAACAGACUAUAGCAGUACUAUUCCAGAAAAUCUUCCGGCGUGGACAAAAAAUACAAAAGCACAGAGUUUCGGAUUGAAAUCUCUUACUGCUCUCUACACUUUAAUUCUAACAAUUGUCGCAUUUAUUAUCGAAAUCUCUCCGACAUGGCAAUCAGAAUCGAUGAACAUUGAAUACACGAUAUUUUGUGUUUUAAUGUAUUCCAUUGCAAUUCUCUAUUUUAUAUAUUUAUACGCUUAUAUUCUAUAUCCAAUCGUUUUCAACACAAUCCUCCUAUACUUGGAAAGGAUGCGGGUGUUGAAUGUUCAUACUGUCAAACGAUGGGUACAACCAGAGCCAGUUUUCACUGGAGAAGGAGCUGGUACAUUAUAUUUGAGACUGGGAACUGUUUUGUUCGGAACACUUGGAAGUGUCCUAUGGGGAUGUGAAAUCUUCUUGUGCUUCUUCACAGAGACCAGACAUAAUAUUUAUGUUGUCAAAUACAUUCUUGCAUUCUUGUUUACAUAUCUACAAAUGCACUUCCUUUGCUGCAACUCUAAAAUUGAUUUGCCAAAGAAUAAUUUCUUAGCAAGUUUUGGAAUGAUGCAUUGUGUAGCUGUAAAUCUUUGGGUCUGGUUCUCACUUUGCCUUGCAAAAGCUGUCUAUAAAAGUGACAAGAAGACGUUAAAAUUGCAAAAAGCGGAGGAAAAAUAUAAAAAGAAGAACAUGACGAUAACUGAAGCUGUUGCUGAAACAAUAACCACUACAAUUGCAUCGAUAGUCUCAUCAGAGAGCUCCUCAGGUUUCAGAGCAGACGAGAAACAGUUGAGAUCUUUGUACAAACUGGGAAGUGCUGCCAACUUCCUGUUAACAACCAUGGUUGAAUUUUCCUUGAUUGCUGCAGCAGUGUACUUUAUAGUCUGGAAGCACGAAGGAGAGCAGACACCACAAGAUGCAAGGAAGAAGCAUGUUAGAUUUGAUUGCAAAUCAACAUCAGUUGGCAUUUUUGCUGCAAUCGUAUUGUUGAUUGGUUCAUUUAUUUCCAUUGCAAUGCACUAUAUCUAUAAUAAUAGUGACAUGCCUAGAACAGCAGAUGAAGUCAUCGGAAUCGCCGAGACUGUGCUAUUUUGUGUCUGUUUGUUAGCUGUUUUUGGCGCUUUCAUAAGAAUGCGAAAACUCCAGUACAGGUUGCACGCGCACGGACAAGUUGUUGACGAGAUCCUUUUGAUUGUGGGGUUAGCAGGGGAGAUUGUUUAUUGCAGUACAGGUUUGGAUUUGUAUCUGAAUGGACGAUUGGAAAACACUCCAGGAACAUCUUGUCUUACUGUAGUGGCAUUUGUCAUGAGAAUUGUUCAAGUUGUUGUGCAAAGUGUUUUUAUUUUAGUUGCUUCUAGGUUGCGCAGCUUGUCAGCCAGUAAUAUAUCCAACCAACCCGGAAAGCAGAUAGUCACAUUUUUAGUUGUCUGUAAUAUAAAUUUAUUUAUUUAUCACACUUUUGAAACGAUCGAAUCAAACUUUGGUUUCCCACACAAAAUGUCAUCCGUCUAUUCUGCCCUCCUAAAUAUCUCAUCGCCAUUAGUGGUAUUCUACAGAUUUCACAGUUCAGCUUGCCUUGCAGAAAUUUGGAAACAUGCCUAUUCGAAGAAAUAUAAUCAUAGUCAUAAUGCACACAAAUCGUUAGAUGAUCUUCAUGUUGUUUAA